CAUGAGCUAGAAAAGAGCGGACGUUGGACUUUGUGAUGGCGCUAAUUUUAAAAUAUCAUUUUUUUCUUAUAAUUUUACAUAAAUAGUUACAGUUGCUUGUGUAAUUUGGCUAAUUAUUUUGUAACAUUUCUCUCUACGAUGUUAUUAUUGUCAAAUGGUUCAGCAAGAGUUAUUAAAAUAUUUAUAUCUAUCACUAUUAAUCGUGACACUCUUUAAAUAACCUAGCAAAUUGUAGUAAAAUAUGAAAAAAAGGUUAAGUUCUUGCUAGAAUAUGUCAAAAAAUUAUUCAGAAAAACUCGAAAAUUCUUCAGGAAACAGUUUUCUUACAGUGAAUACUUAUUAUAAAAUCGACGAAGCGUGGAAUGAUUUGGCCAGCAUUUCUGUUGAUCCUCCGGAAGCAAGAGACAAAUGUCAACAAUGCAAAAGACCUGUACAAGUAUGCUGGUGUCCAGGUUUACCUAAACAGCGCCUUAAUCCAGCAUCAAGAAUAAUAAUUUUGCAGCACCCAGCAGAAGCGAAGCGUUGUUUGCGUACAGUGCCAAUGCUUGCAUUAGCAUUGGAAUCAGGAAAGUGCCUAAUUUACAGAGGAAAGAAAUUUCCAUUGCCUAAGCACGAAGGUCUAACAGAGAUUUUAAAUGAUAAGAAUACCGUUUUGUUAUAUCCAUCGCCUGGAGCAGUUACAUUGGAUACACUUGAUCCAGUUGGGAUUAAUGAACAAAAGGCAUAUAAUAUAGUUCUGCUGGAUGGAACAUGGCCACAAGCAAAAGCGAUAUAUCACUCGAGCCCAGCCUUGUAUUAUCUACGAACUUGUAAGCUAAUUGGCGUACCCACUAGUCAAUAUGUAAUCAGGACGCAACCGACAGAAGGUUGCCUCUCAACGUUAGAAACAGGUGCAAAUGCGCUCUCAAUUUUAGAAGGUGAUCCCGAAUUGAGAGAAAAGAUGCUGAGUCCAUUACAUUAUUUAUGUAGGUUUCAGUUAGAAAACGGAGCCGUGACACAUCAGAGCAAAGAAUUUCUUAUCAAACAAAAAUCUUAUCCUAAACUAAUCGGUAAAAGACUAGCCAAGCAAUUACGCAUAUUACCGGAUAAUGAUACUUCGUAACAAAAAGAUGUGUUUUUGAGAAUUAGAUAGAUGAAUAUCCCAAAUAAACUUAAGAUAAAGUUUUACUACGAUUAUUUUCGAAAAGAUAAUACAAUCAAACAUUUAAAUACAA
Linepithema humile (Argentine ant) is the source of this 1214-nucleotide messenger RNA. RefSeq names its product DTW domain containing 2 (gene Dtwd2). Lineage: Eukaryota; Metazoa; Arthropoda; Insecta; Hymenoptera; Formicidae. The record is from RefSeq and is a predicted model, not a curated record.